AUGCGCCUGAUCAAUGUUGAUAAACUCCAUCUGGAGGAAUUUCAUGGAUCAAAACCCUGUUAUGCUAUACUCUCACAUACAUGGGGAGCCGAUCACGAGGAAUUGUCAUUCCGCGAUAUCACCGAGAACAGUACCAAAAGAGAGAGUUUACCAUUCAAGGUCGCGAAAUGCUGCGAACAGGCAAAAAUGGACAGCAUUCAAUAUGCAUGGGUUGACACAUGCUGCAUUGACAAGACCAACUCAGUCGAACUCGGCGAAGCCAUAAAUUCCAUGUUCCGAUGGUAUAAUGAAGCUGCCGUUUGCUAUGCCUACCUAGCCGAUGUCACCAUGGAGGAUAAUAACCCUUUCCCACUGACUCAGUUCAGUUCAUGCCGCUGGUUCCAACGAGGCUGGACCCUACAGGAGCUUCUGGCUCCUGAUAAACUUCGCUUCUUCGAUUCAGGGUGGCACGACCUCGGAACGAAGGCGAAAAGAUCAGGUAUCAUUGACCGCAAAUUUGGAAUACCGCGUCGGUUCUUGCAAGGAACCCCAUUAAGUGAGGCAAGCAUCGCUCAACGUAUGUCCUGGGCCUCCAACAGAGUCACAAAACGGGCGGAAGACAUUGCCUAUUGCCUUCUUGGAAUCUUCGAUGUGACUAUGCCGAUGAUCUAUGGUGAAGGGGCCGAUCGAGCGUUCACUCGUCUUCAGCAAGAAAUCAUGAAAAAUUCGAGGGAUGAGUCGAUUCUGGCGUGGGGGAUAUCCAGCCCGGAGCAUUAUCUGCAUGAUUCAAAGGAUAAUAAGACCUUGUCAGCCGGUGUACUUGCCGCGUCCCCCGCUGACUUUCGAGGUUGUGAGAAUAUUGUUCCGCGUAUGAACGGGACCAGGUCUCCAUGCACGUUCCAGAUUGAAGGGGGCUUGGUUCGAGUCGAUCUGUCUCUACACCAAGACAAAAAUGGGCUUUUCGGUUUGCUCAACUGCGGUCCGUUAAAAUCGAACACUCUUGUAGCAAUCCCGCUUUCGAAAAGCCCGUCCGGUGAGUACUACCUUAGGCCACAAGAUCAUCGUGCAAUGAUCCACGACUCGAUUGCGACCAAGACACCAGCUCAGCCGGUCCAUAUUCUAAUCGAACGACAUAUGAAAACACCCCCGACAGCUAGCUAUAACAAUUAUUUCUUCGUCGAGGACCCUAUCGAAGCAGGGCUGAUGCUUGUUGAAGUUGAGCCGCCAGAUCGCUGGUUGCAAGAUCGGUCUAUUAUUACAACAUCGAGUGACCCUGCUGAUCAUGCUGUCCAAAAGCUCUGGACCCGGUUCCGCUCUGGAGGUGAAGACUCCAGCGACUUCUUGGUGUUGCUUGAGUAUGAUACGCAGGGCUCCCAAGCGCAGGCUCGAUGUCACAUGAUGAUAUCUUCCAGUGCCACAUCCCUCCAAGAUCUGGCCCAGAGAUCCGGUUCUAUGAGAGAGGAGGCAUUCGGUAAACAAAGUGCUAGUGACGGCACGCUCAAUAUCCAGGCAAGUGUGGAACGAGACGACAUGCAGAAAAUAUUUGUGGUGAUAUUAGCCGCCACGCCGAGUCCGCCCAGUGUCACCAUUAAUGCCACAUUUGAGUUAGAAGUACUGAAGUUUAAGCUUGAAAUGGAGGACGUCAUGAAGGAGGAAGAUGAUUUGCGCCACGAAACAGACAAUCUCGACCAGCAUGAAUGGGAGAUAAAUUCCUCCUUGAAAACUGCCAAGGCAGGCUUGAUUGACGUAGAAGGGGAAAUAGAAAAGUGCAAUGCGCUGAAAGCCCGGCUACUCGACACGAUCAGCAGAGCGACACAUGAUACAGCGAAUGCCAGUACCCGGGCGGAGAAAAUCAGGCAACGGAGAGCCAUGUUGUCGGAACGCAGACGGUCACUUGAAAGGAAAUUAGACGGUAGGCAUCAAACAGUGUUGGAGACUGGAUAUGGUCUACUUCUGUAUCAGACUGGAGGCAGGGCAGCAGAAGCUGAGGCCGAAUUGGCGAAAUUGGUGGAAGAUAAUAUUGAUUUGGUGAAACACAUUGAUAAUAUGUUAAGGUGUGAUGCAUUCCUUCGACGAUUCUUCUCUGAUAAAACGAAAAGGGGUUUCCUGGUAUACUUAUGGAAGAAGGCUGAGAAUAUGUAUUCCGGCCACGGGCUGAAGGCCCACUACGAAAAGCCUAUGGCCUUGACAGUCAAGACGUCCAUGUACCAGCAAGUGUUUUACUGCGAUGAUAGCUCAGAGAUGAGACGCGAAUAUCGUUGGGAUGUCCAGAAAGAACUCGUCAAGCAGUUGGCCAAUGUCACCACCCAACUGCUCCCUGCGGGUAGAGGUGUUGGGCUACGUUUUGUUAACUGUAAGGUUGAUAUAUCCCCUAACCUCGCAGUUGACCAGGUGAAGAAGAUCUUGGAUUCCGCGCCAUUGGGCUCCGGUGGCAACACUGCAAUUGGCACAAACCUAAGAUCGAGGAUUCUCGAGCCGCUAGUCUACAGCAAAGUCAGUUUCCAGAGACUUGAUAGGCCGCUGCUUAUAAUUAUUACUAUUGGUGGUUGCCCGGAGUCUAGAACUGAAUCUGAAUUUGUGAAAGCUAUCAUCGAAUGCGGCAGGAAGCUAGAGCUCGCUGGAUACCCCCGUCGCACUGUGGUAUUUAUGAUCUACCAAAUUGGAACAAGCAAAAAGACUUCGAAAUUUGUACGACGCCUUAAGGAUAAUCCCGAUCUCUUUCCUAUGAUAUCCGUAUUCGCGGAGUGGGAAGAAUAUAUUGAGGAAGAGACUUUACCAACCUACAAUGCUGAGAAAUACUACCCCGUUCGCCUCGGGGAGAUUCUGCACGGUCGAUAUCAAGUCGUUGCCAAGUUGGGAUAUGGUGUCACUUCUACAGUCUGGCUCGGUCGCGACUUAAGUGAUUCCAAGCAUAAUCACGAACUUGAUGUUUAUGAUCGCAUAGAUGCGGUUGAAACAGACCAUGCGGGUCAAAAUCUUAUUCGUAAACUAUGGGGACACUUCUUCCUAGAAGGUCCUCAUGGCCGUCACAUGUGCCUCGUGCAUCAACCACUUGGCCUUAGUGUUGAUCAGUUCCUAUAUUUCUUUCCUGGAAGAGUGAUGAGACUUGACGCCGUGAAGCCCUGCAUGCGACAGGUAUUAGGUAUAGUCGAUUUCCUACAUACUGAAGCGCAGGUCAUACAUACUGCUAUAAAUCUACUACUCCCGGGUGACCCAAAGAAUUUCUCGGGUCGUGAAGAUUCAGAGAUUGAGGCACCCUCGCCAAGAAAGGUGCUUGGUUCUGAGCGCACAAUUUACACCAGCCAUAUCGUUGUCCCCGGCAAUGGAUUACCAUUGCUCAGUGACUUUGGAGAAGCUCGCUUCACCCAAGAAGAACAUGACGAGGAUAUCAUGCCAAAUCUCUACAGGGCUCCCGAGGUGGUGCUAAAGAUGAAUUGGGAUAGCAAGGUGGAUGUGUGGAGCAUUGCCCUGAUGGCCUGGGACAUGGUUUGUACCCGAACACUAUUGGAUGGUAGAAACAGUGAUGGUAUUUUCGAUAAUCGAGUCCAUCUUGCGGAAAUGGUUGCGAUUGUGGGACCACCUCCCACUGACUUCAUUAAGCGAAGCAAAGUAGGCUCGGUAUUUUGGGAUAAGAAUGGCAAAUGGAAGGACCUUGCACCGGUGCCGGAGAUGACACUUGAGGAACGGGCGGCUGAUAUCCAAGGACCUGACAAGGAAGCAUUCUUGAAUCUUAUGCGCAGAGCAUUAACAUGGGAACCCAAGGACAGACCAGCCGCAGGAGAACUGAUAUUUGAUGAGUGGCUUAUGAAGGGAUUGCAGCUUCCUGCUCAUCUGUCGAAGGAUAUCUAGUUGUGAUGCGAUUUAUUUUGCUGGUUUAUUUGUAAAGUGACGAAUUUGGCGAGUUAUACCUCUUAUAGCGCACAAGAAGAACUCAUCCUAUUUGUGUAACUUGAAGGC
Messenger RNA from Aspergillus eucalypticola CBS 122712, 3936 nucleotides. Its product is annotated as CMGC protein kinase. Gene Ontology annotation, biological process: protein phosphorylation. The record is from RefSeq and is a predicted model, not a curated record. Gene Ontology annotation, molecular function: protein kinase activity; ATP binding. Bases 1 to 3828 code for a protein of 1275 amino acids. NCBI's taxonomy places the organism in Eukaryota, Fungi, Ascomycota, Eurotiomycetes, Eurotiales, Aspergillaceae. The transcript has 9 exons.